ACUCGGUAAUAUGUCAUUUGUUUAGACAUUGACAGAAAAGGCACGAGUGUCUGAUUCUUGCAAGUGUCACAUACGUAGCGAAACAUGUUUUAUGAGGACUAUGUUGGCUCAAAAAUAUAUAUGUGAUUCAUUGUCGGCAAUUUUUACACGUCACAUGUUUUCUUUGAAAAGACGUAACGCACGAAUUUGAUGUACAUUAAAACUGUUGUGCACUGGGAAUUGUACCUAUUUUACAGUCGAAUCGUCCUGUUUGCAUCUUGAUCUGCUUUUUAAUUUGCUUAACAUGUAAUUAAGAAUAGUUUUAUUUAAAGCUAAUGCUGGGUAAAUGAUUGCAGAGAUAAAUAUUGUCAUAUGCGUUUUUUCCGCACUCGAAAUACUUGUGACAAGAUCAGCGCAAACAAAACUGACUAUUGUCAAAAAUUUGAUUUGUAAUUUAAUCAAAACAAAAGACUAUUUGUAGACUUGCAGAAUACUUCAUAUGCUUUUCCAAACAGUUUCUGUCUUAUUUUUAUUAUAAUUCAUAAUACUCGUCAAUAUUAGAAAUUGUGUAGAUCUAUCCAAAAUAUAUCACAAAAGUGGUAAUUUUCGAGUCAUACCCAUUUAAUAAUAGUCUGUGUAUACAUACAUACGGUUUUAUGUUGACCUUAUAUUUUCGUGUAAAUAAAAAUGUUGAACAUUUAUCUUUAAUUAGAAACCAACACAUAAAUUAAAACACACAACUUAUUUUUGAUUGGCCUACACGCUUGUCAUUGUAAGAGUAAACGACAGCUGGUGACUGUGACGUAUAUAUCGCGACAAUAUCAAACUAUCGGUUUUUUGUUUGAAGUUGUUCAAAGUGAAAUGCGGGCAAAGCGUCAAACGGGAAAGAUCUUCUUAAUGGGUAGUAUGUAUAUGGAAUACUAAAGAAGUGUUUGCUUUUGAAAGCGUAAACAUGGCGGAAGGAGGACAUUCGUCACUAAGUGUGCUCGGUGCCUCUGAGGAAAUUUAUGAUUACAACUGUUCGUCGUGCGAAGAAUCUGGAGUUCACAAGGAAGCACAUAAAUACUGUGAUAGUUGUAAUCUAUAUUAUUGUAAGAAAUGUCUCGGCGAACACAACAAAUUUCCGGCUUUAAGAGGACACCUGAUAAAAGAUGUGACCUCACAACCGAAACAGAUUGUUCAAACUGGGACACAUGGCGUAUCCGUAACAGCGCCACAAGUUGAGCCGUGUGAGAACCAUCCUGAAGAAAUGAUAAAGAUGUUCUGUGGUGAACAUGAUGCUGUCUGCUGUACUGUGUGUAUAGCACUCGAUCACAGGGGGUGCAAAGAUGUUCACUACAUUCUUGACCUAGCUAAAGAUAUCAGAAAAGAGCAAGAAUACAUCGACUACAUGAAUGAGGUGACAAGAAUCAAAACCGUGUACGAAGAUGCUAAGGAGUCCAUUCAAGAUGAAAUAAAGAAGAUGAGUGUUGUAAGAACGGAAAUUAUACGUGAAAUAAAAGAGUACAAAAAAGAAUUAAUUUCAAGAAUAGAAGAGCUUGAGAGCAAAUCGAUUGAGGAUGUGAAUGAAAGGUAUAGAGAAAAUACAGAACAAAUGAAUGCAACUGCCAACCAAAUAGAUGAAUCAUUGGACAAAGUAACAGAGCUUGUGCGAGAGAUAGAUAUUUUGAGCGAGUCACAAGUGUUUAUUAAUAUUAAAAGAAGAGUUAUUGAAGAAGAAGAAUAUAUGAUUUUCACAAAAGUUCUCAAUAUUGAAGGACUAAGUUUUUCAUUAGACGAAAGUAUUAGAAAUAGUCUUGAUAACGUCGACGGACUAGUUACUGCUAACUUUCCUGUCAAAAUACUUUCAACUGAAGUGUAUGAUAUUAUAACUGUCGAUGAUGACGAAGACAUUGACUAUAGUGUUCAUGAUAUGGUUAUUUUAGACGAUGACACUAUCGUCAUGACAUGUAAAAACAUUUUAAAACGGUUUUGCAGGUAUUUUGAUGAGUUAGGGAGCACAUCAGUCCAAGGGAAUUCGUGGGGUGUAUGUAAAACUUCAAGGUCAAACAGAUUGGCUGUUACAAUUCAUGACAGGCAAACUAUACAGUUUGUUAAGUACACUGAAGAAACAAUGUCACUGACAAAAUCUUUCACAGUAGGCUGUUCAUGCAGAGGUAUUUGCUGUAAAGAUAGAUACCUAUAUGUUGCAUGUGGUGGUGGGCCCGUUGACAAUGAUGCAGGUCAUAUUAGGAAGUAUGACAUGAAAGGUAAACUUAUCUGUACGAUUGACACUGACAAUACCGGUCGACGGAUCUUCACAUCUCCCCGCCUAAUGACAUUUGACUCUAGCUCAAAUAACAUAUAUAUAGCAGACAAGGACAACGGAAUGAUUGUUCUGGACAGAAAUGGAAAGAUAACGAGCCAUAUGUAUGAUCCUUUUCUGAAUCAUGCUUUUGGUAUAAGUCUAGCCUCUCGGAAUGCCAUUUUUGUGUCUGGUUAUACAUCAAAUAACAUACAACAAUACGAUCAGAAUAAUAGAUUUGUAGGUACAAUACUGAAUUUCACAGAUAAAAUUUGGUAUCCUUUAUGCAUACAUGUAGACGUAUCAAAGAAACAGUUGCUAGUAAGCUUGGAGAAACAUAAUACAGUCCACGUUUAUGAACUUGAAUGUUAGGGAUGUAGCGAGUAUUCGGCCAAAAUAUGCUGUCUUAGUUUAUGCUCAUGUCGGUCGAUCGGCUGUCUGUGUAUCGGUCAAUUAGUCUUUGGUUUCCGGAUGCUUUGGACUAUAUCGAUAAAACUUCACAGGAUAAUCAUAUGUGAUCAGUGAAUGAAUCCUUUUGUGUAGGGAGUCAUUAGGCUAAAGGUCAAGGUCACAUUGACAAUGAGACUGAAAAUGGUUUCCGAUCAAUAAGUGGGGAACGAUUAGGCAUACAGUAUUCAAACGUCAUAAGAUGAUUUCAUGUGAUCACUUAAUGAUUCCUGUUGUUUUGGGGUCAACAGGUUAAAGGACAAGGUCACAGUGCGUGAGACUGAAAGCGGUGUUCGAUCAAUAACUUGAAAAUUCUUUGGUCUAGGAUUAACAAAUCUAUAUGAUGACCAUUGAGGCUGAAAAUAAUUUUCGAUCAAUAACUAGAGAACGCUGAGAAUAUAAUGGCAUCUAUGUCUCUUAACGGAGCCUACUGAUAAAUGUCUACAUUCUUUCUAUUUUAUUCAUAGGCUUAUCCUGUAUAUUUCAAUAAUGCAUCAACCAAUAAUAUCACACAGGUUAUAAGACUGAAUUGAUGAUCAUUAAAUGACUCCGAAAAUAUAUAAUAGUCGGUGUACAUGCAAGAGGAAGAUGAGAAAUACACAUAUCAGGUGCAAUGUUAUAACCGUUACUAAGAUUGUUAUUGACAAUUAUUAUGGCAGACAUCACCUUAAAGUCUUUAGAUUUAAGGUACUCUUAAUGGACCAUUUGCUCUUUCUACAGUAAAGAAUUUUAUUAGUUCCCUACUAGUUGAAAACCAGUUUCGGGGUCUAUAGGAUCUGCCAUUCUGUCAUUUAAAGACCUUUUCCUUUCCGGUCCAGCAGGAUAGUUUAACGUUACUUAGCGAAAAUGUUCUCAAUAAUAAGUCGAUAUGUUUUGCACAACUUUCAGACCCCUAGAUGAAAGGCCAAUGUCACAUUUUGAGGUCAAAUGUUAACAUCGUUUUAACACGUUCUGUUUCGUGUCCGGACCAGAAUUCUGCCAUUCUUUGUGGCAUUAAGAUAGUACGUGUCAGAAAUGUUUCCCAUAGUCAGACGACAUAUCACGCGCAACAGCCAAAAGGUCAAAGUCAAACUUUGAGGUCAGAGGUCAAUAUGAUUCUUUCACUUUCCGGUCCGUAACUCUGUUUUCCAUCAAGAGUUUUUACUUGGCAUAAAUGUUUCCCAUAAUCAAGCAAUGUGUCAUGUACAGUAUCCAGAUCCCUAGCUCAAAUGUUAAGUUUACACUUGGAGGUCAAAAGUUGGCAUUGAUUUAUUCCUAUUCAGUCGGUAAAAUAUUUUAGGUAUCUUUUCCUGCUUUUGUUCUUGGAUGAAUAUUUAAAUAACUUUGUAUGCGUAUUCAUAACAAGCUCAUAUGUCAUAUGGACACAGGUUUAAAAAAAUUCCAUUUGCAAAUACAGGCGCUUGUGUAAAGUAAUUUGUUUAGACGGGCAUAUAUUGUGUCAUAUAUUGUAUUCUUGCACUCUUGUUAAUUUUCAUUAAUGACAUUGCAAAAGAUGUCCAAAGUUUUACUAAGCUGAUUGCUGAUGAUACUUCAUUGUCUUAUUCAUUAUUUCAUUAAUUGCUAUUCCAAAAAUAUUAAUGCAAACUACAGGAACUUAGAAUAUGGUCAGACAGCUAGUAAAAAAAGACCAUCACAAAUUUCUUUGAGUCACAAUCUCAUCUGAAGCAAAGUAGAUAUGUCACAGAUCUUGUAUGAAGAAAGUUGAUGUCUUAAGAAAGCCAAAAUAUAUUUUGAACAGGGUUAUACAUUAGUUUCAUUCUUCCCGUUUUACAGUGUGCUUUAGAGGUAUGUGAGGGCUGCUUUUUCCAAACUAGUACCUUACUACAUUCAUUUCAGUCAGAAAUGGCUAGAAGUGCUUGUAGUUUGCCAAUAUUUUGUGGUGAAGAUAGAAUUUAUUUUGAAUCAGGCUUUGAGCAACUUUCUAUAAGACGGAAAAGGUAAAACCUUGUACAUUCUAUAAGAUGUGUCACGGUAUAGGAGUUGAAUAUUGAAACUGCGAGAAAAUGUGUAGGCGGCCGGGUGGCUCUGUCGGUAGAGCAUCAGGACAUUAUCCCAAGGCCCCGUGUUCGAGGCUUAGUUUGGCGGCACAUUUUUCACCAUGUGACAUUUUGCGCCCGACGUGGUGCAGUGACUUUAUUUACUCUGAGAUCAUGUUCACCUUGUUCUCUGUCCAAUUAAAAAUUCGAAGGCGAACUUCAUAUAGCUGGGGAGUAUUUCACGGUACAGGACUUGAAUAUCACAACGAGGAGAAAAUGUGAGGGGGCCGGGUAGCUCAGUCGGUAGAGCAUCGGAACAUUUUUCUCACCAUGGGACAGAUGCAAUGCAAACUUGUACCUGCCUUUUUAAAAGAGUUACUCCCUGGUCAAGUAAGCGAUUUGUUUGCUUAUCCCUAAAGAAAUAGUGAAAAUCAUAUUCUACCAAACAACAGGCUGACAUUAACUUCCCUGUACAAUAUGGCUAUGGAAUAAUUCAGUAUUAGAUUGUAGUCUCAAACCUUCUAUUUCUUCUUUUAAUACAUUAUAUUACACUCUUAAAAAUCGCGUACCUCAUUUUUUGGCCAGAGAAAGAAAACUGUAUUCUAUGGCAUAUACGUUUGAGAAUCAUUGUUACAGUAGUAAUUUUAACCACAACCCGUAUACUGUAUCUUCAAAGUAGUGCAUUUCUUUGAAGAAAUUAAGAAAACAUUAUAUACUUUAUUAUAUGCGUUUGAUGUUUUCUAGAAUGUCGACACGUACUGUAAAGAAUAUUAUACUUUCUGUAAUAACUAACAACUGUUUUUGUUCAGAUCAUACAUGUAUACUUUUGAUUUAGAAACUAUAUGUAUUUUCUUGCAGUUGCCAUUGCUUUGUUAAUUGUUUGGGAAAGGGUUUUUGAAAUGUUGAUUUAACUUGUGCCCAGUCCAACUGUAUAUAUUAAAUGCAAUAAAAUAUUA
Molecule: messenger RNA, 5642 nt
Organism: Mercenaria mercenaria
Lineage: Eukaryota; Metazoa; Mollusca; Bivalvia; Venerida; Veneridae
Exons: 2
Coding region: 932-2635 (567 amino acids)
Molecular function (GO): zinc ion binding
Source: RefSeq, a predicted model, not a curated record